AUGGGUUAUUUCGGUUGUUUCGGGGUGAGGAAGAAAGGGAAGGAAUUAAAGGUGAAGGACGAGGAGGUCAGAAGCGUUGAGGACAAUCGGAAGCCUGCAGGAAAAAUUCCUGCAUCAUCUUCUGAAGUUAAUGUACGUUCAAAAUUCAACAUAGAAUCAAGACUAGGAUCAUCAUGCCCAAAAGACAAGUCAAAUAAUCCUGGCCAGUCUCCGACAUUCACCUAUCGAGAGCUUGCGACCGCAACUAAUAACUUUAGGGAUGAAAGCUUCAUUGGACAGGGUGGAUUUGGCGAUGUGUACAAGGGAAAGUUAGAAAGGAAUGGUCAGCUUGUAGCUAUUAAGAAACUUGACCAUUCAGGUCUCCAAGGGGACUCGGAGUUUCUAGUGGAGGUUCUCAUGCUCUCUCUUAUGCGUCAUCCUAACCUCGUCACUUUGUAUGGUUACUGUGCUGAAGGGAACCAGCGUCUUCUUGUAUAUGAAUAUAUGCCCUUAGGAUCCUUGGAAGAUCACCUCCAUGAUCUUCCUCCAGAAAAGGAGCCUUUAGACUGGAACACAAGGAUGAUGAUAGCUGCUGGUGCAGCCAAAGGACUGGAAUUUCUGCACCAUCAAGCAGACCCUCCUGUUAUAUUCAGGGACUUGAAAUCAUCCAACAUAUUAUUGGGUGAGGGAUUCCACCCAAAACUUUCUGACUUUGGGCUUGCAAAAUUUGGUCCAAGUGGUGAUAAGUCGCAUGUCUCCACCAGGGUUAUGGGCACCCAAGGUUACUGUGCCCCUGAAUAUGCUACAAGUGGAAAAUUGACAAUGAAAUCUGACAUCUACAGUUUCGGGGUCGUUUUGUUGGAGCUGAUUACUGGACGUAAAGCACUGGAUGACGGCCAUGGUCAUGAUAGACAUCUUGUUGAAUGGGCACGUCCUUCAUUGAAAGACCGUACGAAAGUUGUGCAAUUAGCAGAUCCAGUGCUGAGAGGUCAGUUCUCAGAAUCUGUCUUGAAGAAGGCUGUAGAUGUGGCAAUCUUGUGCCUCCAAGAAAACGCCAAUAAUCGGCCUUCAAUGCAGGAUGUGGUGGCUGCUAUGAACUACCUUGCGUCCUGCAGGUAUUGCCCCAAUAAGGCUAACAAGGUUGCCAUUAAGCCCACUGAAGAUAACUCACCAAAUGAAACAAAGAUGUUAGACAGAGACCAAGCUGUUGCAGAGGCCAAAAUGUGGGGAGAGAGUUGGAGAGAAAAGCAACGACAAAGCACACAUACUGCUGCUGCUGAUGGCUUAUAUACACAUAGUUGACUAUUUACUGA
Corylus avellana is the source of this 1292-nucleotide messenger RNA. Lineage: Eukaryota; Viridiplantae; Streptophyta; Magnoliopsida; Fagales; Betulaceae. The record is from RefSeq and is a predicted model, not a curated record.